UGGCAAUUUUGGUGGUUAUUUGUGAUGUUAAAUUUAGUAAGGACAUCCCGUUUCAUUUUGCCCCCAAUCAAACAAUUUCUGACAUCUCCAAACGUUUCGAAUCAAAAUGCAUUUCGAGGAAUUUUCGGAAACUUCCAAAAAACGAAUUUCAAGUUACCACCAUCGGCUCGUCAAUCCGGGACGAUUUCGUUACGUUUAAAAUCGGAUUCUUCAACGAAAGGAAAAAAAGCUGUUGGAUAUUGGUUGAUGACUUGCGGAGGAAUGGUUUUUGGGGCCGUAGUAUUAGGUGGAGUAACUCGUUUAACCGAAUCUGGACUUUCCAUGGUAACUUGGAGGUUAUUAGGUGAAAAGAUGCCUCGGAAUGAACAAGAAUGGAUUGAUGAAUUUGAAAAAUAUCAACAAUACCCCGAAUUUAAAAUAAAAAACAAAGAUAUCACAUUAUCCGAUUUUAAAUUUAUUUGGUACAUGGAAUUUACUCAUCGUAUGUGGGGAAGAGCAAUAGGAGCAAUAUUUUUAUUUCCCGCUGCAUAUUUUUGGUCGAAAGGUUACUUUUCUGGCCCAAUGAAGUUUCGCGUUCUUUGUUUUGGCGGAUUAAUAGCUGCUCAAGGUUUAAUGGGAUGGUACAUGGUUAAAUCAGGAUUAGAAGAUCGUUUUCAUUCCCAAAGCGACGUUCCAAGAGUAUCACAAUACCGUUUAGCAGCACAUUUAAGUUUAGCACUUAUUUUAUAUACUUUGUUCGCCUGGUCGGCUUUGGAUCAUUUAUUACCGGCAAAAACGAUAACGUUUAAUUCAAAAGAAGUUUUAAUCGCCGCUAGGAAGUUUAGAAUGUUUGCUCAUUCUUGUAAAGGAAUGGUGUUUUUAACGGCGUUGUCGGGGGCUUUUGUGGCUGGAUUAGAUGCUGGAUUGGUGUACAAUUCGUUCCCAAAAAUGGCUGAUAAAUGGAUUCCUGAUGAUUUAUUAGUUUAUGAACCAAAAAUGACGAAUGUUACUGAAAAUCCGACUACGGUGCAAUUUAAUCAUCGAAUAUUAGGGACCACAACUGUCAGUUUAAUCAGUAUUUUAUGGGUUAUGUCAAAGAAGAGGAUUUUACCCCCUCGAGCUUAUAACGCUGUUAAUGCUUUAGUUGUAAUCGCUUGGCUUCAGGUCGCUUUGGGAAUUUCAACUUUAUUAACUUACGUUCCAACAAGUUUAGCGGCGAGUCAUCAAAGUGGAUCAUUAAUUUUAUUAUCAACGGCUGUUUGGUUGACGCACGAAUUAAAAAAGUUACCAAAAGUGUAAGUUUUUAUUUUUUAAUUAAUAAGAAAUUGUUACAAUAAAAAAUCAAACGGUUUUAUUUUAAC
Molecule: messenger RNA, 1340 nt
Organism: Onthophagus taurus
Lineage: Eukaryota; Metazoa; Arthropoda; Insecta; Coleoptera; Scarabaeidae
Product: heme A synthase COX15
Biological process (GO): heme A biosynthetic process
Cellular component (GO): mitochondrial inner membrane
Molecular function (GO): oxidoreductase activity, acting on NAD(P)H, heme protein as acceptor
Source: RefSeq, a predicted model, not a curated record